AUUUUAAAGCUUACCUAUUUUCUAUAUAUUAAUAUAGCUGCAUUGUGUUGGUUGUAUUCAACCAGUUAUUUAAUUCUUCCUUACUUACAUCAAAGAAGAAAAGUUUUCCAAGUUGGGAGAUUGCAGUUCAAAAGAAAAUAUUAUUUCAAAUAUGUCGAGUGACAAUGUGGAAAGAAAAGGAACCUUCAAGCUCAAAGCCUUGAGAGAAAUUGAGACUAGAGUCCAGAAGAUAUGGAAUGAAGCAAAAGUUUUUGAGGAAAAUGCACCUUCACCAGACUCAUCUGAAAGAAGGACGCCGAAACAUUUUGUGACCUUUCCGUAUCCAUACAUGAAUGGACGUUUGCACCUUGGUCACACAUUUUCCCUCACUAAAUGUGAGUUUGCUGUUGGAUUCGAAAGAAUGCUGGGGAAGAAAUGUCUUUUUCCAUUCGGACUACAUUGCACAGGAAUGCCAAUCAAGGCUUGUGCAGAUAAACUCAAAAGGGAGAUGGAAAUGUAUGGUUAUCCACCAAAUUUUCCUGAAUUUAAUCAAUCGUGUGAGAAAAGUGAGAAACAAACGGCUGAAUCAAUAAUUAAAGACAAGGCUAAAGCCAAGAAAAGCAAAGCAGUAGCCAAGUCUGGCAUAAUGCAAUAUCAGUGGCAAAUUAUGGAAUGUCUAGGAUUGAAGAAUGAUGAAAUCAAACAUUUUUCUGAUCCUGAACAUUGGCUGAAGUAUUUUCCACCUCUUGCUAAAAGUGAUUUGCAGAGCAUGGGUUUGAAGGUCGACUGGAGAAGAACUUUUAUUACAACAGAUGCAAAUCCAUAUUAUGAUUCGUUUGUACGAUGGCAGUUUCUGACUAUGAAAGAUCGUGGAAUGAUUAAAUUUGGUAAAAGAUAUACCAUAUUCUCACCUAAGGACAAUCAACCAUGCAUGGACCAUGAUCGUCAAUCAGGGGAAGGUGUUGGUUGUCAAGAAUAUACUCUUAUCAAAAUGAAAGUGCUAGAACCAUAUCCUGAGAAAUUGAAAUUUUUGUCUGGUAAAGAUAUGUUUCUUGUUGCUGCUACACUUCGUCCCGAAACAAUGUUUGGUCAAACUAAUUGUUGGAUUAGGCCAGAUAUGCCAUAUAUUGCAUAUAAGGUGAAAAAUGAGGAAAUAUUUGUGAGUACUCGUCGAGCAGCCAGAAAUAUGUCGUAUCAAGAAUUGAUGACAGAGGUUGGAACAGUUGAAGUUGUUGCUCAACUCAUCGGACAAGACAUUAUGGGAAUGGCAUUGCAUGCUCCUUUAACAUCAUAUGAGGUGAUUUACACUCUUCCUAUGUUCACAAUAAGAGAAGACAAAGGUACAGGUGUGGUGACAAGUGUUCCUUCUGAUGCUCCUGAUGAUUUUGCAGCUCUGAGAGAUUUGAAGAAUAAAGCACCACUGAGAGAGAAAUAUGGAAUUACAGAUGAAAUGGUGAUGCCUUUUGAACCUAUUCCUAUCAUAGACAUACCUGGAUUCAGUAAUCUUUCUGCUGUUCAAGUCUGUGAGCAGUUAAAGAUUUUGAGUCAAAACGACAGAGACAAAUUGGCUGAAGCAAAAGAUAUGGUUUAUUUAAAAGGAUUUUAUGAUGGAGUCAUGCUGGUUGAAGGAUAUGAAGGACAGAAAGUUCAAAACGUAAAGAAACCUAUACAACAAGCAAUGGUUAAAUCUGGUGAAGCACUUUUGUAUAUGGAACCAGAAAAAAAAGUGAUGUCGAGAUCUGCUGACGAAUGUGUUGUUGCUUUGUGUGAUCAAUGGUAUCUUGAUUACGGAGAGAAAAACUGGAAAUCAUUAACUAAAUCAUCGUUGGAAAAGUUGAACACUUAUUGUGAUGAAACGAGAAAAAAUUUCGAUGCGACUAUGGAUUGGUUGAAAGAGCAUGCUUGUUCUAGAACCUAUGGAUUAGGUACUCGUCUUCCAUGGGAUGAGCAAUGGUUAAUUGAAUCUUUGUCUGAUUCAACAAUAUACAUGUCUUAUUAUACAGUAGCUCAUCUACUACAAGGAGGGGUUUUUGAUGGAUCUGGGAAAAGUCCUGCAAAUAUUAGUCCAGAACAGAUGACUAGGGAAGUUUGGGAUUAUAUUUUUUACAAAUCAACUCCAUUUCCAAAAACAAAAAUACCCAAAGACACUUUGGAUAAAUUGCGCAGUGAAUUUCAAUACUGGUAUCCUGUUGAUUUGCGAACAUCAGGCAAAGAUCUUGUGCCGAAUCAUCUUACAUACUUCUUGUAUAAUCAUUGUGCCAUAUGGCCAAAGGAACCAAAUUUAUGGCCAAGAUCUGUUCGAGCAAAUGGUCAUCUGAUGUUAAAUUCUGAAAAGAUGUCCAAGUCGACUGGAAAUUUCUUGACUUUGUAUCAAGCUGUUGAAAAAUAUUCUGCUGAUGGUAUGAGACUGGCUUUAGCGGAUGCUGGAGACACAGUCGAAGACGCUAAUUUUGUUGAGAAAAUGGCAGAUGCAGGCAUCUUACGCCUUUAUACAUGGUUGGACUGGGUAAAAGAGGUUCUGAAUGGAGAGAUUCCAUUACAUGAAGGACCAGCAGAUACUUUUAAUGAUCGUGUUUUUGCAAGUGAGAUAAAUAUUGGAAUUGUGGAAACAAGAAAACAUUAUGAGAAUAUGAUGUAUAAGGAAGCUCUUAGAACUGGCUUUUUUGAGUUUCAGGCUUCCAGAGAUAAAUAUCGCGAGUUAUCAAUGCAGGGAAUGCAAAAGGAUUUAAUUUUACGAUUUAUUGAAAUACAAACUCUCCUACUUGCACCAAUAUGUUCCCAUGUCUGUGAACAUGUAUGGGGACUUCUUGCAAAGCCUGGUUUAAUCAUGUAUGCCAAAUGGCCUACACCAGGCCCAGUUGAUGAAAUCUCUAUCAGAGCAUCACAGUAUGUCAUGGAUACUGCUCACGAUCUGCGCCUGAAAUUAAAGAACAGAAUGGCUCCAGGAAAGGGAAAGAAAAAGUUUGACAAGCCGACACACUGCAUUAUUUAUGUGGCAAAAACUUAUCCUGAAUGGCAAAAAAUAACCCUGGAAGUAAUGGUUCAGUUAUAUAAAUCAGGAAAAACAGAAUCUUUGCCAGAAAAUAAAGAAAUUGCGGCUCAACUGAAGACCAGACAAGAAUUGAAGAAGUACAUGAAAAAGGUGAUGCCAUUUGUUGCAUCUAUCAAAGAUAGCAUUACUAACAUUGGAGCAGAACGAGCCUUAGCACUGACAUCAUCCUUUGAUGAAGUAGAUGUAUUGGUGACUAACAGAGUUUACUUGGCCAAAUCACUGGAGUUGGAAGGUGUGGAAAUAAGACCAUCUAAUCAAGGACCGGUUAAAGUUCAAGAGGAAUGUUGUCCUGGGAAACCAAUGUGUGAAUUUAUAGUACAACCUUCAGUGUUAGUGCAAGUACGAAAUCACCAGCCAAUGAGUGGAUGUUUUUCAGUAAAUAUACCGAUAUGUGAUGGUGAUACUUGUAAUCAAAUUGUAACCAAAGUUUGCAAAUUAAACAAGUUCAUUAAAGAUUCUUCCAAAGUUUCAUUGAUGCGAUACACAGAUCCAGUUAGCGGUCCGAGAAGAAUUCCUCACUUUGAUUCAGCAAUGGAUUCUCUAACUAAGCUGUCUCCUGUGACAAAGUUUUCAGUUGAUGUUGAUGAAAGAAUAGUAAGAGUUGCGGAAAGUGCAUCCGAAUCAUCAGCAAUUGAUAUUUGUCAAACUUUGGUGUACGUUGCUGAAUAAUAAUAAUAUUCCUAGAUUUUUUUCGGUAAUACCCUGAUUAGAUAGAAAUAAUUUUUUGACUUGUGGUAUUUUACACAUAAAUGCAUGGUGGUGCAUUUAUUUUUGGUCAUGCUUCACGGAUGUGGUCUCAUUUUUUUAAUGUCUACGUUCGGGGUGAAGUUUGUAGAAUAGAAAUUGCUUGUAGUGGACUGGUGUCAAUAAAUGGUCAUGUUAUCCUGUUGGUGGCA
Molecule: messenger RNA, 3927 nt
Organism: Styela clava
Lineage: Eukaryota; Metazoa; Chordata; Ascidiacea; Stolidobranchia; Styelidae
Product: leucine--tRNA ligase, cytoplasmic-like
Biological process (GO): leucyl-tRNA aminoacylation
Molecular function (GO): leucine-tRNA ligase activity; ATP binding; aminoacyl-tRNA deacylase activity
Source: RefSeq, a predicted model, not a curated record